Messenger RNA from Pezoporus occidentalis (night parrot), 3193 nucleotides. RefSeq names its product highly divergent homeobox (gene HDX). Gene Ontology annotation, molecular function: RNA polymerase II cis-regulatory region sequence-specific DNA binding; DNA-binding transcription factor activity, RNA polymerase II-specific. The record is from RefSeq and is a predicted model, not a curated record. NCBI's taxonomy places the organism in Eukaryota, Metazoa, Chordata, Aves, Psittaciformes, Psittacidae. Bases 184 to 2007 code for a protein of 607 amino acids. The transcript has 8 exons. Gene Ontology annotation, biological process: regulation of transcription by RNA polymerase II.
GGAGCGCUGUCCCGGCCGGCGCUGAUCUCACGCUGCCAUUGGCCGCUGUCUGCGCUGACGUCACGAUCAUGAUGAGAAUUAAUGAUCGGAGGCGCUGAUUUCAUUGUGUGACGCCGGGACCGACCCAGCCGAAACCGGCUGAAUCCGGAGCCCCGCGCGCCCGGGCCGGCCCCGCACAGCACGAUGAAUCUGCGUUCUGUAUUUACUGUAGAGCAACAAAGGAUAUUACAGCGUUAUUAUGAAAAUGGAAUGACAAAUCAAAGUAAAAAUUGCUUUCAGCUCAUAUUACAGUGUGCACAAGAAACUAAACUGGACUUCAGUGUAGUCAGGACGUGGGUUGGCAAUAAACGAAGGAAGAUGAGCAGCAAGAGUGCUAUAGAAUCUGGAGGCACUCCCCCAGGGACUGUCCCUACUAUUCCCUCAGUACCUCCGGAAGCAGCAGUUAGAAAUGUGGUAAAUAUUGGUCGAUCCCAAAGUCAGCAGACUUCUUGGACCUCUUCUAAUAAUGAUGUAAUAGUUACUGGUAUAUAUAGUCCUGCUAGUUCAUCUGGUAGGCAAGGAUCCACCAAACAGACAAAUGCUUCAGUGGCAGAAAUACAUAAAACCCCUAUUCCACGGCUACCAGGAAAAGGCGAUACAGAGUUUCAGCAGCAGCACAUCCCUAUAGGACGACAAGUACCACAUUGUAAAAAUGCUUCCCUAUUAGUAGGGGAAAAGACUAUUAUUUUAUCUAGGCAAACAAGUGUACUGAAUUCUGCGAACUCCAUCUAUAGUCACACUAAGAAAAGCUAUGGUGGUUCGUCAGUCCAGACUGCAGAGUUGGUGUUACCUCAGAAGCCCAUGAUAUGCCACAGGCCCUGUAAGGCUGAACCCAUGGGAUGUCAGCGGUUACAAAAGCCAGACCAUGCAGCUCUCACAUCGCAUGUGCCCCCCGGACACAGAGCUAACACCAGGGACCCUUCCUGUAGCACGCAAAACCUGGAAAUUCGGGAAGUGUUUUCUCUGGCAGUUACAGAUCAACCUCAAAGAAUGGUGGGAGGAAGCACAGCACAGAAGCAUUGCUCAGUGGAAGGCACCUGUCUGUCCAUCGCGAUGGAAACUGGAGACGUGGAUGACGAAUAUGCUAGAGAAGAGGAGCUAGCAUCCAUGGGAGCACAAAUACAAAGCUAUUCGAGAUACUGUGAAAGCAGCAGUUCUGUUCGAGUAGAGAACCAAAGUGCAGCCUUGUCUGGGCCAGGAAGAAAUGUGAGCUGUAGUUCACAGAUGGUGAAUGCCAGGGACAUGCCUGACAAUAUUCUGUAUCAUAGCAGAGACUACCAUUUGCCUGCACGGACCUCAUUACAUACAACAUCCAGUACGUUAUAUAGCAGUGCUAAUCCAUCAAGAAGUACCUUUUCUCCUCAUUUUACAACUUCAAGUCAACUGAGGCUGUCACAAAACCAAAAUAAUUACCAGAUUUCAGGAAACCUUACUGUGCCUUGGAUUACAGGUUGUUCCAGGAAAAGAGCAUUACAGGACCGCACACAAUUUAGUGACCGAGACUUAGCUACCCUAAAGAAAUACUGGGACAAUGGCAUGACCAGCCUGGGCUCAGUCUGCAGAGAGAAAAUUGAAGCUGUGGCCGCAGAAUUAAAUGUUGACUGUGAAAUAGUGCGGACUUGGAUUGGGAAUCGAAGACGGAAAUAUCGUUUAAUGGGGAUUGAGGUCCCACCCCCUAGAGGAGGUCCUGCUGAUUUCUCUGAUCAGUCUGAAUUUGUUUCUAAAUCAGCACUUAAUCCAGGAGAGGAAACUGCUACUGAAGUGGGGGAUGAUAAUGAUAGGAAUGAUGAAGUAUCAAUCUGCUUAUCUGAAGGAAGCUCACAAGAAGAGACAAAUGAAGCUCUUCAGAAUGAAGAAAUCGGUCACAAAGAUGAUGACCAGAAUCCCGUAUCUACUGAUAAUGUGCCUGCCUUCUCUCAAAUUAGAAGAAAGGAGAGGAGGAAGAGGAGAGAAGACCCUGAGUGGUAGGGUAAUUUUUAUCUUAAAAGUUAUCUGCAGAAUGAACAGGUGAUGGUUCCAGUUCCCAGUUGCACUCUUCUUGCAGUCAGAGGUUAGAAGAUGGUAGCUCAGAACAUGACAAGAAAGUUUGUGUUACAUUAAUCACACACACCUGAAAUGGGAAAGCGAGCAGGAGAUUCCCUUCCCUCUGUAUAUAGGGAAGGGAGAGAAAAUUUCCUCUCUUUUGUUAAUAUGUGAUCAUCUUUUGUGUAAACUGAAAUGCUAUGGCUGUAUUUUCUGUGGUUACCUGAAUAGAAACAGCUGCCUUUUUCCUUUCUGUUUACCUUAAUGGCCUGCUGUGACCUUAGAUAUAAUCACUCUUGAGUUUCAGUCUGAUGCAUUCACCAUGGAUAUGCAGAAUGUAAAGUGACAAAGUAUAAGGUUUGCAAAGAUGAUGUCCAAGAGACUGAGCUCGCCAGUUUCCUGAACUCCAGCAUUUUAUCAUUGGAAAUGCAUGGGGGAAAUAGGGGAAGCUUUUUCAUACUCUGUUCUGAAAACACUCUAACAAAUUUUUUUCAAUCUCUGCAGCUAAAAUUGGACUAACAUACAUUGGACUUGCAUGAGAGAGACAGUUUUCUUAUUUGAAAUUCUAAUCUGUUCUUUCCCCUACUAUCUUACAAUGUAUAAUUAUAAGUAAGAUCGUGUGAAUGUUUGGCAUUUAUUUAGACACUCUUUCCUCAAGCUGAGCCUGAAAACAAAAAUAUUUGAGUCACAGUGUUACUCAGGGUAUGAUAUAGCAGCAGAUCUUUGUGACAUUAAGCCUUUGAAAUGUUAUCGCUUCAGCUGGGUUGUCAGACACUGAAGCACACAAAAUGUGGUUUACCCUCCCUGUCUUCAACACAAGCUUGAAAGCUUAGUGGGUACUACUAGUGAGAGAAUGCUAACCUUUCUUGGAGGGUUCUCCUUGGUGAUUAAAGUUCUGAUGCCUGGUCUGCAGGCUGACAAAACGCACACACAGGCUGCAGGGAAGAAACCUCCUCUAAAAUAACACCUCAAGAACUAACCACUGAAGUGUGAUGUGUCAGUGUGGACCCUUACCUACAUUGUCUUGUGUACUAAAAACACAGUAAAAUUGCUUUGACUUAUUAUAUGAAGUCUCAUAAAUAGUUACAACAGCCAGAACGAUGAAAAAUGGUUAAAAAAACCCAAACCUUUC